Molecule: messenger RNA, 2642 nt
Organism: Limanda limanda (common dab)
Lineage: Eukaryota; Metazoa; Chordata; Actinopteri; Pleuronectiformes; Pleuronectidae
Gene: msh5
Product: mutS homolog 5
Exons: 25
Biological process (GO): mismatch repair; chiasma assembly
Cellular component (GO): nucleus
Molecular function (GO): ATP binding; mismatched DNA binding; ATP-dependent DNA damage sensor activity
Source: RefSeq, a predicted model, not a curated record
AUGGCAACACUGGACGGUUUGAGAGGAGGAGGAGGAGGAGAACUAGUUUUCGAUCGGCCAGCCAUAAAUGGAGAUGAAGAGGAGGAAGACUCAGCUGCAGUUUUACUCAGUGUUUUGGCCCAGCAUGGACAAGUGGGCCUCUGCUUCUACAACAGUGACAACUCUUCUUUGCACUACAUGAUAGACAUGCCUGACAACCAUGAGCUCCAACUGCUGGCCAGAGUUAUCCAGGAGGUUAGUCCCCAUGUGAUCAUCACCAGUGCAAAGCAGGAGCGCUGCAUGACCCGCUUCCUGCAACAACUGGGUUCAAACCCAGACUACAGACCAGAGGUGGUUACUUAUCCUUAUGUUGACUUUGGUCUGGAGGUUAGUAAGCAGAGGCUGCUCUCUGCCCAUCUUCCUUCUCUUCCGCCUUCCAUUUCAGAGAGAGACAAAAUGUCCUACCUCUCCUCUUGCAUCUCCUUUGACUCGCCUCUGAUGAUGAGGACAGUGGGCGCUUUGCUAAAAUGUCUGGACAGGAGGAGAGUGGGAGUGGAACUGGAAGACAGCAGUGUUAGAGUUCCUAUCCUGCAGUUCAACGCCUACUCGCUAAAAGUGUACUGCAGAUCUUCAAGUCUGAACUCCAUCCAUCAGUGUACAAGCUGCAUUCAGGCGAAAAAGAAGGACUCAGUCUAUAUGGUAUACUUAAUCGCUGCAGGUGUAAGUUUGGCUCCAAAUUGCUACGUUGCACAAUUUCCAUUUACUCUAAGUGGAAAUGUCCUUUCUUUUGUCAGCCAGUGGUUUCUGAGGCCGACACUGGACCUGGCUGUUUUACACAGGAGACAGGAAGUGAUACGUUUCUUCUCAUCGCCUCAGAACUCAGACGUCCAGAGCACCCUGCAGUCUUCGCUGCGCAACAUCAGAAACAUACCAACUCUUCUGCGCAGGAUGUCACUCUCUCACACCAAAGUGACUGACUGGCAAGGUCUCUACAAGACAGUGUACAGCACAGUGUGUAUCAGGGACACAGUGCGGCACCUGCCUCAAUCCAUUCAGCUCUUUCGUGAAAUCAGUGAGGGCUUCUCCGACGACCUCCACCACAUCUCCUCCGUCAUCAGCCGAGUUGUGGAUUUCGAAGCCAGCAUCGCCGAGAACCGCUUCACCAUCAAACCAAAUGUGGACCCAGCUAUAGAUGAGAAGAAGAGGAGGAUGAUGGGAUUGUCUGACUUCCUGACAGAUGUCGCCAGAAGAGAGCUGGAGCAUCUGGAGGCUCGCAUCCCGUCCUGUUGCGUCAUCUACAUCCCUCUGGUCUAAUCUUUAUAUCUGCACUGCUACAUGCUGCAUCUCUCUAUAUGCUGUAUAUGAGUGCUCAUAUACCAUAGUUAUCUCUCUUUACAGAUUGGAUUCCUGCUCUCUGUUCCUCGCCUGCCCAGUAUGGUGGAGAGGGAGGAUUUUGAGAUAGAGGGGCUUGAUUUCAUGUUUCUCUCAGAGGACCGUCUGCACUACCGCAGCCAGAGAACCAAGGAGUUAGACCACCUCCUGGGAGACCUGCACUGUGACAUCAGAGACAUGGAGACGGCAGUGAUGACACAACUGCAAAACACAAUCCUGGAGCGGAGCAGCUCCCUCUACAAGGUCCUGGAUCUUGCUGCAGAGCUGGACUGUCUGAUGGCUAUGAGCAGCGCCUCCCAGGAGUAUGGCUAUACCUCACCUAAGCUUACCAGCCACAGGAGCAUAACAAUCACACAGGGCAGACAUCCACUGUUGGAGCUGUGCGCUCCUGUGUUUGUGGACAACUCCUUCCUGAGCACAGAGUCGCAGGGCAGAGUCAAGAUCAUCACGGGACCCAACUCAUCUGGCAAGAGCAUCUACCUCAAACAGGUGGGUCUGAUUGUGUUCAUGGCUCUGAUUGGUUCCAACGUGCCGGCGAAGGAGGCGGAGAUCGGUCUGGUGGACGGGAUCUUCACCCGCAUGCAGAGCAGAGAGUCUGUGUCCGUGGGCCUCAGCACCUUCAUGAUCGACCUCAACCAGAUGGCCCAGGCUCUCAACUGCAGUACUGGCAACUCAUUAGUUCUCAUCGAUGAAUUUGGAAAAGGAACUAACACAGUGGACGGGCUGUCACUGCUGGCUGCAUCCAUGUCUCACUGGCUGAGGAGAGCUCCAGUGGACGUUCCUCAUGUCCUGUUGGCUACUAACUUCCACAGUUUGCUGCAGCUGGGCCUUCUACCCUCCUCUGCCCUGCUGUCUCUCCUGACUCUAGAGACAGCAGUGGACGGGGAUGAGUUGGUGUUUCUGUACCAGUUGAAAGAAGGGAUCUGUCACUCCAGCUAUGCUGCCAACAUCGCAACUCUGGCAGGCAUGCCAGUUAGUCUUGUACAAAGAGGGGUGGAGGUGUCUGAACUUUACAGGACAGGAAGACACAUCAAACGCAUUGACAAAGCUUCAACAGAUGAACAGGCAAACCGGUGCAGGUCUGUGGUGGAGAGAUUUCUGAACCUCAACCUGGAAGACAAAGAGUUGGAUCUGCAGAUCUUCAUGAAGGAAGAGCUCCUGCCCUCUGCUGGAGAGCUGCUGAACCACAGCUGAACUGUUCUGCCUCUGCAAACCUUUCUCUGCAGCUCUGUGGUCAGUUGGUGUUGGGAGUGGACGUAAAGUGAUAUAUU